AUGAAUAAAUUGUCACAUUUAAGCGGAUAUCAAACUGCUCUGCCACUACAGGUCGUUAAUAAAUUAUUUGUUAGAAGUAUUGGUAACUCAGGACGGAAAGAAAUUGAGGAAAGUUAUAAACUCCUUAAUAUUCCGCUUGAUUCUAAGCAUGACACAGUUCGUCAAGCAUUCUUAGAACUUGCUAAAAAGUAUCAUCCAGAUUCCCAGUCUCCACACGCCGAUAUAGAAAAGUUUGUGGCUGUUGAGAAUGCAUUCAGAAUAAUUUCUAAACAUAAUACAGGAUCCAAUGGUAGGGCAGAGGUUGAAAAAAUUGUUUUUGAUAUAAGGCACACAGCACCACAACACAGACAAUACCUGAGUUAUGAAGGUGUUGGCAAUGGUACUCCAUAUCAGAGAGAGAAACAAUGGAUUCAAGUGCGAGCACAAAAAGCAGCAAACAAUGUGAUGGAGCAUCGAGUGUCUAAGGCUGUGGCAUCAGACAAAACAUUAAUGAAGAAGGGUUCUUUGAAUAAACAUGCCAUUAAAACUAAAUAUGGGUUUGAUCGAUUAGUUGAGGAUCUAAUUCAAGAGUCAAUGUCUAAGGGUGAAUUUGAAAAUUUAAGUGGAAAAGGAAAGCCUUUGAAAGACCAGAAUAGGAAUCCAUAUGUUGACUUUACUACUCAUAAGUUGAAUGAGGUUUUAAUAAAUAAUGGCUUUACACCUGAAUGGAUAACUAUGAGUAAAGACAUAGACCAAGACAUUGAACUGUUAAAGGAUGAAAUUAAAAAGGAAAGAAUGUAUCUUGGCCCAUACCCAUUUUCAGAAACAGAUAAUGAGAAAUGGUUUAAAAUAUAUGAAAAUAACAAAAAUUUAGCUAAAUCCAUUAACACAAAAAUAAAUACAUAUAAUUUAAUUGUUCCCCUACUAAAUAAACAAAAAUUUCAUGUAGAAUAUGAUAAAAUUUGCCAAGAUAUUUGCACAAAUGGUAAACACUCUGUUGAAGGUGUUUUGGAGAAACAGGAAGUUCGAUUUGUGCAUGUCCAAGAUAAUGAAGAUAUUAUUUCCAUAAUUUUCAAAGCUUUUAGUGAAAUAAUUAACUUUAACCCUGACAAGAAGAAGGCAUAA
Messenger RNA from Pieris macdunnoughi, 1104 nucleotides. The record is from the annotation of a GenBank genome assembly. NCBI's taxonomy places the organism in Eukaryota, Metazoa, Arthropoda, Insecta, Lepidoptera, Pieridae.